CUUUUUUACAGCAGAGCGUGCCAAAGCAUUACAGCACAAACAUCAGAGUUGGAUAAGACCGGGAGAGGAACAUGCCUGGACAUCUGAUGUUGUGUGCCACUAGUUCACACUCUUGUUCUCUGAAUCAGUAAAAGAGUCAGCAGUAUUUCUCUGGUGCUCAGUGCUCGUGGCUAGUUUGUUUUGCAGCAGCGGUAACUAAAGGUUAGCCCUGGAACACAUUGUAGUUUCACAAUAGGCUCCGUUUCGGCUUACGGUGCAACUCAGUGGCCCUGAUUGUGACGCCGGCCUGUUUGUGGUCCAGUGAACGGCACCGCUGCAUCAGUGGCGUCCUCAACCCCCCUCUGUGACCGUGUGUGUGUGUGUGUGUGUGUGUGUGUACGCGUGUGUGUGUGUACGUGUGUGUGGCCUUUGCAUGUGAACACACAGGAGAACGCAGCAGUGCACUGGAUCCAUGUGAUGUGCUUGACUGCCGGCUGUUUAGCUGAAAGCUUCAUGGGCGUACAUGUGUGUGUGAGAGAGAGAGAGCUUUAUCUGUUGGUGCUGAUGUAGGCUGCUGUAUGAUUGGUUUACAGAUGCUAGUAGUGCAGUAAGUCUGGAUGCUAGCCGUGUUAGCGGGUGGACACUAGGCUGGCUGUAGGACUGGUGUUGGGACUGCUAGCUGUGAGGCAGGGGUGGAUGUUGCCUUGGUGGGUGUAGAGACUGCUAGCUGUGUGGCAGGGGUGGAUGUUGCCUUGGUGAGUGUAGAGAGUGCUAGCUGUGAGGCAGGGGUGGAUGUUGCCUUGGUGAGUGUUGAGACUGCUAGUUGGUGCUGGCUGUUCGACUGGUGUGGAUGCUAGUGAAGUAGAGGACUGGUGUGUGGGUGUAUGGCCUGGCUAGCCCUGUGUAGCUUUAGUUAGCGCUGCUAACUGAUCCUAGUGAAGUGGGAGAACCUGCUCUUAGUGGAGGGCCCAUUGGGAGAACCUGCUCUUAGUGAAGGGCCCAUUGGGAGAACCGGAAGAUGCGAAGACAUCGGUGUGUGAGUCCCACUGGGGUGGAGAACCCGGUUCUGGAGAUGACAGAUGGGCUAUUGAGUACGGUAUCUAAGCAUUCUCUCAGCACGCAGGUUUCCAGGGCGACGGUGUCCAGUGCGGUGCGGACGGCGGCCCAGUGGACCUCAUACACCUGCAGCCGGUGGAGACGCGGCGCCCUGAAGUGUGUGAGGAAGAAACCCUCAGGAGAAUGCGUUGGUGAGCGGUAUAAAGGCCUGGCGUGGGAUGAGGAUGUGGUGGACGGGCUGGAGCGAACGCUGCGUCUGAAUAAGAACCUUCUGGAUCACUUCAGAGUGCUGGCCGCCAGCAACGAGGACACGGACCAGGUGGACCUGCCUUUCCUGCAUGGAGUUCUCACUGAUGGAGCUGACCCCAACACAGCUGACAAAUACGGCCAGACGGUGCUGCAUGAGAUCUCGCGGGCGUGGAACGUGGAUGUGAUGCGCUUCUUUCUGGAGAGGGGGGGGGAUGUGCAGAGGGCCGAUAUGUACGGGGUCACACCGCUACACGUGGCCGCCGCACUGGACUACGAGGGGAUGGUCCUCUACCUCCUGGAGAAGAACGCGGACAUCACUGCGCGCACACACAAAGACCACCAGACUCCGCUGCACUUUGCUGCUAAGAACGACGCCGUGGGCACGCUCCGCAUCCUCCUCCAGCACGGAGCCGACAUCACCGCCAGAGACUACAAACAGAGAACGCCCCUCCAGCUGGCUGCUAACCUCGAUCGCAGUGAGGCGGCGCGUACCCUGAUUGAGCUGGGGGCGGACGCCGGUGUGCAGGACUCGGAUGGACAGCUCUGCAUCACCGCUAUGAUCGGCAAGAUGACCCCUGUGGCCCACCUGGCCCUGAAUCAGUUCCAUGUGACGGACAGAAUGACCCGUCAGCAGUUCUACUACAUCCACCUGCUGGAGCCACAGCCGCACUGCAAGAGGACGUCACGUCCACCUGGUGCGGUCUGUAGUGAACCCACAUCACCGCUGGAGUUUAUCGUACGGCAGGGGAAACUGGACCUCGUCAUGCAUCCUGUGGUUCUGAAGCUCAUCACUGUCAAAUGGGAUCUCUACGGCAGGAUGGGUGCGUGGAUCCUCCUGGUGCUGAACUUCUUCUUCAUCCUGGCCUGGACCACAGUGGCCAUCUCAGUGUCCGUGGUCAGGGACAAGGGCCGACCAUACGUGUUCCCAGAGGACUGGUGGCGUGUGUUGGUGGUGGUGAUAGCGCUGUUGCUAACGGCACAGGAGGUCUUCCGGGAGGUGCGUGAGGUGCAGGUGUCACGGCGGAAGCUUCGUCGAUGGCAAAGCUGGAGCAUCAGACGCAUCAAUGAGGACCUGGCCUGCACACACCCCAUGUGGCCUGAGGAGCGGCAUUACCUGGAGGAGCAGAUCAGGUUCAUCCGGAACAUGAAGGGCAGCUACGCUCAGGACCUCUGGAACAUCUUUGAUUGGCUGGUGUAUGUUCUGCUGAUCGCCGUGCUGGGGAUCCACCUGGCGGACAUCUUCCUGGUGUCGGGCUCUCUGCGCAUCUACAGCCUCCGACUCUUCGCUGUGGUGGUCAUCUUCCUCUGGCUGCGCCUCAUGAAGCACGUCCGAGCCUUCAGGGUGAUGGGCCCCUUCAUCGUGAUGCUGGGGAAGAUCGUGGGCGACGUCCUGAGAUUCCUCUUCCUGUACGCAGAGAUCUACAUCCCCUACGCCUGCGCAUUCUGGAUCAUAUUCGGAGGCACGGACGCAGUACCCAGCAUGAAGACGGUUCCUAAGCUGCUGUACAGCCUGUACCGCAUCACGCUGGUGGACGAGUACGAGUUCGACGCCAUGGUGGCCGUGGACUCCAUCAUGGCCCACCUGCUGUGUGGCACGUUCCUGGCGCUCUCUGCUGUCUUAUGCGUCAACCUGAUGAUUGCCCUCCUCUCCGACACGUUCCAAAGGGUGUAUGAUAAUGCGUUAGCCAACGCCGUAAUGCAACAAGCAGCCAUAAUUCUGCAGGUGGAGGAGUCCAUGCCACGGCUUCGCCGUUUCUAUGACAACCACUACAUCCACGAACACUGCGCACCUUUAGGGGAGUACUACGAUGAUGAUGUCACCACCGACCGCUACCAGUACGCCGAGAUGAAAAAGAUUACCUCACAAAUAAAAGAUACUCUAGAUGAGUUUCUGGAGAUCCAGAAAGAUGCGGAUUCCUGCGGACCUGAGCGACCUGAUGAGGAUGAUGAUGAUGACAUGGGCUCAGGGUUGAGGCGGCCAUCGUGGGCAGCCAGGGAGGGCAGCCUACGCAACCUGCGUCUGACCCAGCGACAGCAGAGCAUCGAGAUGAGCGCACUCCGAGCAGACGUCAAGGAGAUGCAGUCCCUCCUCCUCCAGCUAGUCCAGUCUCAUACUGCCCCUAAACCCUGUGGGGACAUUGGAAUAAAGCCGCUGUUUGGUCACAGCGAGGACACAGAGGUGGAAGCGCCGGUACUGCCAGAGUGCAGAUUACCAGAACAUCAGACAGAAGGGCAACAGGAAGUGACGCCAGAGAGCUCGCGGAGAGAAGCCAAGAGUAGUCCUCGAGCCGUGUACAAGGAGCAGGCCUUCUAAAAACCUUAUACACACGUACACGCACACACACACACACACUGGAGCUCAAAUACACAAAACAAUGACUGCACGCAAAAAGCUGUGUAAAUUAUGCUGUGUUUUGUUAUAUGCAAUGUUUUAUCAGUGUUACACUGUGAGAAAGGCUACACUGUUUACUUAAUAAAAGAUGAAGAGUA
Molecule: messenger RNA, 3774 nt
Organism: Alosa sapidissima (American shad)
Lineage: Eukaryota; Metazoa; Chordata; Actinopteri; Clupeiformes; Clupeidae
Product: transient receptor potential channel pyrexia-like
Exons: 22
Coding region: 998-3598 (866 amino acids)
Biological process (GO): calcium ion import across plasma membrane
Cellular component (GO): membrane
Molecular function (GO): protein binding; calcium channel activity
Source: RefSeq, a predicted model, not a curated record